AGUGUUAUCAUUUUUAAUGUCUCCAUGGUUUCACCGAUUAGAUAUCCACUUCAUAAUUACCAAGUUUUCGCUCACUGUGAUCAUACCAGCAUAAAGAUCCGAAUGAUCGAAUCACAGGUGACAGAGGAACUGCACUGUUGCCAUCAACAAAUAACCAUCCAGGAAAUGUAACAUCACGGAGGAAUGGUAACAUGCAACAGCUUUUAUUGUCUAGUUCCCAAACUGUACCAAGCCACGUAUCAUAAAUUCAGCAAGCAUCAUGCCUCGAAUCUGGGCCAAAUCCCGCAUCCCCCAGAUCAGAGUAUACCGACUUAUUACCCUGCAUCAACCCCUGUACCCUCUGGCAUGCCUGGCGACCGAGAUGUGGAAUGUCUGACCCCACGCGAGCUGGGUUUCUGUUCAAGGCCUCACCCAGACGACCCUGGGGUUAAUACCCCGGAUCGUACCGACAAGUCGACAACACGAGGAUAUCUCGUCAGCGCUUUGAUUCUGGCGUGCGUGCCGUACAUUUCCACGUGUUAUAUGCUCGUUUGUACGUUGUUGUCUAUCAUUCAGUGGAGAUACUUGUUGUACCACCCGUACCUUUCUCUCUGUCUUUUCGAAACGAAAUGUCAAAUCAUUGAGUCUUCUUGUACUUACAGAGCGACCAUACAGAGAAGAAAAAAACAGUACUUCAGUAGGCCUACAGCUUGUACCAUCGUGGAUAAUUGCUGAACUGCGUUAUCAAGAAAAUGAUUGAAGACAUUCCGUGGAUCCCAUUUUUGACAUCGUAAGCGGACCGCCAUUCGUCACUGUUCCUUGCUCUAUGGUCACAUGCAGUAGAUAAUAAAAAUUCUGUGGAAAGUCAUCGCUCUGACACGAAGAGGGGCGGGAUUUCCGAGCUUUACGUGUUGUCAAACGAACGGACGAAAAUGACCACAGCUUCGGGAGAAUUAGAUCACGGCGAAUUGUCGAGUCGCGUGGAGAACGCGCCGGACGCAAACGGCAGCAUCGAGGUCAUUGAUAAGGGUGUAAUCGCGGAGCGUGAAAAGGAUGAUGUGGGAGACGACCAUGAUCUUGAGGAGGGGGAACAGGACGAGGUCCAGAGAGGGGGAUGGGGGAAUAAAAUGGACUUCAUCAUGGCGUGUAUCGGCUACGCGGUGGGCCUGGGGAACGUCUGGCGCUUCCCCUAUCUCUGCUACAAGAACGGUGGAGGAGCGUUCCUUGUCCCAUACUUCAUCUCGCUGGUAGCCUGCGGGGUACCAAUGUUCUUCAUGGAAGUGUCGCUGGGCCAGCUCAUGCAGACCGGCGGGAUCGGCACCUGGGACAUUUUUCCCGCCCUCAAAGGCGUGGGACUUGCAGCCGCAAACAUAGCCGCCAUGCUGAACAUCUACUACAUCGUCAUCUGCGCAUGGUCCAUAUUCUAUUUCUUCGCCUCCUUCAGCAGCCCACUUCCCUGGCACGGAUGCCUGAACGACUGGAACGACGUCUACUGCCUGGACAGGGAGCUGCAGGACAAUCUGACGGCGGGGACUAGGAACGAGUCUUUUCUGACGAUCAACGGGUCCCUGCUGCAUAGGAAUCUGUCUGAAUCGCCAGCGCAACAGUAUUGGGAACGCAGGGUAUUAAGCGUGUCAUCGGGUAUUGGCGAAGUGGGUAGCAUACGGUGGGAGUUGGUAGGCUGUGUGGCGCUAGCCUGGGUCCUCACGUUUCUCUGUAUCUGGAGGGGAGUCAAGACUACUGGAAAGAUUGUGUGGUUCACGGCUCUAGUCCCGUACGUGAUCCUACUGAUUCUCCUCAUUAACGGCCUACUACUGGAGGGAUCGAUGGACGGUAUACUCUUCUACAUCACGCCUACUUUUGACAAACUCGGGGAACCUACGGUAUGGGUUGAUGCUGCUACUCAGAUCUUCUUCUCCUACGGUGUGGGUAUCGGCUCUCUCAUCUCCCUCGGUAGCUACAACCCUUACAGCAAUAACUGCCUUUUUGACACGUUAGUCGUCGGGGUCGUAAACGCAGCAACCAGUCUAUUUGCAGGCUUGGUCAUCUUUGCAGUCCUUGGCUACAUGGCGUUCAUCCAGGAGGUUCAUGUCAAGAACGUUGUGGAUGAAGGUCCGGGUUUAGCGUUCGUGGCCUACCCAACCGCCGUGGACACUAUGGCAGGGGCACCGUUCUGGUCGGUUCUGUUCUUCGGGAUGCUGAUCAUGCUUGGACUCGACAGCCAGUUCUGCGUGGUUGAGGGUUUCGCCACGUCCAUCAUGGACGCCUGGCCUCGGCUGAACCUCCGCAAGAGGCGGACCCUGUUCCUUAUCUCCAUCUGCACCAUCGACUUCUUCCUUAACCUCUUCUGUAUCACUGAGGGCGGUAUCUACAUUUUCCAGCUGAUGGACAGCUACGCGGCCAGCGGUAUGCCGCUGCUCUGGGUAGCUGGUUGGGAGUGCCUAGCCUUAGCUUACGGCUACGGAGCAAGACGGUUCUACGCUGAUAUCAACACCAUGUUGACCUUUACACCAGGCUGGUUCUGGCCGGUCAGUUGGGUCAUACUCACACCACUGGUGUCAUUUGGCAUCUUCCUCUUCAGUCUGAUCGCCUACAAAGGCCCCAAGUAUGGCGAGGAUUACUAUUACCCGAAGGCUGGCGAGAUGCUUGGCUGGUUGAUGGCUCUAGCACCCAUGCAGUGGAUACCAAGCUACGCUAUCUACCUAUACUUUACCACGCCCGGAACUUUCCACGAGCGUCUCCAAAUCAUGACCACGCCCAGGGUGUUCCCCAAAAUACCGGCCCAGCCCCCAGCCAACAACAACCGGCCCCGCCCCCUGCGCGAAGACGACGACGAUCUGUCCCUGACACGCCUACAGAUGACGGGGCGGGAAUCUGACGACCUCCCUCCGGGCUACGAGACGGCGAUAGCCCUCCCACUGAACGCUGAAGACAGGCAACAACAUCAGGACAUUGUAUAGAUUUCAUUCCCACUUUUUAAUUGAAUAUGUUUUGCUUUAAAGUGCAUUUUCCUGAAGCGCUUUUUCAGUCCCUUCAGUGUCAAUUGCGUUGUUGAUUUGUAAUUGCGUUAUUAGGUGAACUAAACACCGCCAAAAAAAGAAAGUUCACACUCAUUGGAGGGGUCAUAAUUUAGAAUUUGAUCAUCUUAUGAUAAUGUCAUUUAUAUACCUUUGGGGAAUGUUGUUAGGU
Messenger RNA from Patiria miniata (bat star), 3168 nucleotides. Its product is annotated as sodium- and chloride-dependent GABA transporter 1-like. Gene Ontology annotation, biological process: sodium ion transmembrane transport. The record is from RefSeq and is a predicted model, not a curated record. Lineage: Eukaryota; Metazoa; Echinodermata; Asteroidea; Valvatida; Asterinidae. The coding region runs from base 912 to 2939 and encodes 675 amino acids. Gene Ontology annotation, cellular component: membrane. The transcript is spliced from 12 exons.